AUGCGUGCAUGGUUUGUUCGAGGCUCAAAGCAUGUUGCGUUCUGUGGCCGCUACAGAGACGCGUCCUCGUUUUCGGAGUUUCUGCUUGAAUUUGCGUUUGUUGCUGAAGCAAGUGGUGGGUUUAUAGCGAAGAAAUUGUCACCGACUACAUUGCUGGUGUUUAGCUACCAUGUCUACAUAGUUUUCUUAUUAUUUGCUGCAAUAAGUACUUUUGUGCCAUACCUUCCCCCUACCUCUCUUAAAAUUAUUAUAAUUAGAAAAGUCAUUGACCCUUUUGUUUGUGUAGGGAUCAUUAGGAAAACAAGAACAGUGAUGGAAUGCCUGCACCGCUUCUGCAGGGAAUGCAUUGACAAGUCCAUGCGGCUUGGGAACAAUGAAUGCCCUGCAUGCCGCACACAUUGUGCGAGUCGUCGCUCUUUGAGAGAUGACCCAAAGUAUGAUGCCUUAAUUGCAGCUAUAUAUCCAGAUAUUGACAAGUAUGAGGAAGAGGAAUUAGCUUUUCAUGAAGAAGAGAAGGCUCGCAAUAAGCAGAUCCAAGCUUCCAUUGCCCAGACAUUUCGACGACAAUCCGAAGCACUUGGUAGGAAGCGAACUACAGCAAAAGCCACUGCCGCUGCAUUUAUGAGGAAAUCCCAAGGUAACUACAAAAAUUUGAGGCGGAGAAGGAAUAAUAAAAAUGCUGUUGAAAUUCAAGGAUCUGAUGAUAAUGAGGAGGCAAAUGGUAAUGAUGGAGGGAAAGAUUCAUCUUCUGAUGAGCGCACAGAACCAAGACCAAAAAGACCCAAAAGAUGGACAGGAGCUCGAUAUUAUCAGCGUUCACCAGCAACUGCGAAUGCAGAUGGUGAUUAUGAAAAUGAUUAUGAGGUAAAUAGAGAAGUUAUGGGUUCAUCUGUGGGGUUUGUUGGCAGUCCAGAAAGGCUUGCAUGGGGUAAAGGUGGCUUGCGUAGUCAUACAAGAUAUGGAAGUUCUAGUGGUGCCAAUGGUAAGAAUGCCAGGAGCCGCAUUUCUAAGUUGGUGGAUUAUCUCCGCAACUUGGAAGCUAAUGAUAAAGGGUUGGAUAUCCACCUCCUACUGGUUUCUUUUGAUGAACAAAGAAUACCUAGUUUGCAGAGGCGGUAUCUUUGCUGCAGGCCCACCCUGUCAGUUGGACAACUAUGUCAGUAUGUUGCUGAGCAAACUGCACUGCAACCUGAUGAAGUGGAAAUAUACUUAAUAAAGGAAGUACAAGCCAAAGUUAGCCCAUCAGACCCUACAGAUGCUCUGGUUUCUACUUCUGGUGUUUUAGAUUCAAGCAAUAACACACUUCUUCUGUUAAGAGACGAUGAAUCAUUGGCAGAAGUUCAAGCGCGUCAUCUCACUCGUGGCCAUCUGCUUUUGGCAUAUCAGAAGAAGUGGAACUUAAACCGUGGCUGAAGACAAGUUUCUGGUAGCAAAUCUAUUUUAAUUUUUGACUAGAUAUAUAUAUAGCAAGCAUUAGGCAAUGGAGAGCCAUCAGGUCAGUCUUUGGAGCUCCCCAA
Fragaria vesca subsp. vesca is the source of this 1517-nucleotide messenger RNA. RefSeq names its product putative E3 ubiquitin-protein ligase RING1a-like. The transcript has 8 exons. The record is from RefSeq and is a predicted model, not a curated record. Lineage: Eukaryota; Viridiplantae; Streptophyta; Magnoliopsida; Rosales; Rosaceae. Bases 1 to 1413 code for a protein of 470 amino acids.